AUGAGCCGCUUGACACGGCUCCUUCAGCGACCGCGGCCGCUUCGCGCCGCCUUCUCCACGUCGGCUGCCGAUGCUGCGCGCUUCGCUUUCGAUGCGCCGCCCAUGUCGCUGCACCCGUCGCAGAAGCCCCGCGUGAUCUUUGGGCGCAAGGCCGCCGAACAGCUCACCGUGCUCGCACCCAAGGUCAUGUCCAAGGUUCUCCUCGUGCGCGACCGCGACGCUGGCUCGGAGAAGCGCGCCCAGUACGCCCAGUUUCUUCUCCAGAAGGCCAACAUCCCCGUCUUCAUGUUCACCUUGCAGCGCGACUGCGCCACGAUCGACUCGAUCAACCAAGGACGCGACCACGCCCGCCGCGUCGGCGCCAACGGCGUCGUGGCCUUUGGUGGCGGCAACGUCAUGGACACAUCGCGUGCGAUUGCUGCGCUCAUGGCGAACGAGGGCAACGCCGAGGACCUGGCGCAAGGCCCUCUGCCCCUGCCCCACCGCGCAGCGCCGCUCAUCAUCAUGCCGACGGUCGCAGGCUGUGGCAGCGAAGUCUCCAACGAAGCGCUGGUGCUGGACGAAGGCGCGGAAGCCAAGCUCACGUUCACGAAGUCGCCCAUCGUUGCCGAGGCCGUGAUCAUUGACCCGAUUCUGACGGUGUCGGUGCCCAUGGGGUUGACAGCACAGGGCGCGCUCACAGCGCUCGGGCAGUGCAUCGAGUCGUUCUUGAUGAACGUUGACGACGCCAAGGUCGACGAGAUCUGCUUGAAUGGCAUCCGGACGGCCGCGGAGGCGCUUGCCCCGCCGCUGAAAGAUGGGAAGCUGCAUCUGAACGACUUGGCGUUCCGCGAGCGCCUGAGCUUGGCGAGCUUUUACAGCAGUCUCGCCAGCAGCGCGACGGGCUUUGGCGCCGCGCACUCGGUCGGCAUUGGCGUCGGCGGUCUCUCGGACACGCCGCACCUCCAGGUCUGCGCUGCGUUCCUUCCCCUCGUCUUCCAGCGCUACGAGUCGAUUCUCGACGAGAACGCUGGCGACCACCACUUUGAUGCUCUGGCCGUCCACAACGUGCUCAGCAUCGUCACAGGCUACAAGACGGAGACGCUCUCGCUCUGGUUUGCGCAAGUGGGCUUGCUCUUCAACAUCCCGGACGCCCACCAGCUCGGCUUUGACGACACGCUCCUGACGAGCAUCGUGGACCGCGCGACGGACCGCCUUGAAGACUGUGCGCUGCGGUCGUCGAGCCUCUUUGAGAAGGAAGACAUUGACAGCAUCCUCCAAGGCGCGCUGGCGUUGCCGACCAACGCCAAGGAAAUCUAA
Messenger RNA from Saprolegnia parasitica CBS 223.65, 1299 nucleotides. RefSeq lists its product as hypothetical. Lineage: Eukaryota; Oomycota; Saprolegniomycetes; Saprolegniales; Saprolegniaceae. Gene Ontology annotation, molecular function: metal ion binding; alcohol dehydrogenase (NAD+) activity. The transcript is spliced from 4 exons. The record is from RefSeq and is a predicted model, not a curated record. The coding region runs from base 1 to 1299 and encodes 432 amino acids. Gene Ontology annotation, cellular component: mitochondrion.